Molecule: messenger RNA, 2345 nt
Organism: Coregonus sp. 'balchen'
Lineage: Eukaryota; Metazoa; Chordata; Actinopteri; Salmoniformes; Salmonidae
Source: the annotation of a GenBank genome assembly
CCUCUCUCCAGCUGUAAAGAUGAAGAUUGAGAACAGCCUGCCCCGCCCCCAGCUCCCCGAGACCCCUCCCCAGACAGGCCUCCAGUUCACCGUGGCGACAGAGGAGGACUUUGAAGAGAUCAUGGCGAUGAGCCAGGACAUCUACGGAGGGCUGGACUACCUGCCGACCCGCUACACCGCCUGGCUCUCCGAGUCCAACCGCACCGUCAUACUGGCCCGCAAGCAGGGCAAAGUGGUGAGAAAAGGUUAUAAAGUGUGUCAUAAGCAUGUUAUAGUAUGUUUAUAAAGAUGUUAUUAAGGUGCUGUAAGCGUGUUAGGAAUGCUUCCAGGCUUGGCAACAGGAGACCAACUGCACUGUCGAACUGGAGUGCAAACAGGGCAAAGUGGUGAGAACAGGCUAUAAAGGGUGUUAUAAGCUGUCAUAAGGGUACUAUAAACAUGUUAUAGCGUGUUUUAAGGGGGUUAUUAAGCUGUUAUAAGGGCUGUAUUAGGAACUACCAGUACCUGCCCACGCGCUACACCGCCUGGCUGUCUGAGACCAACCACGCUGUCACACUGAUGCUUUGCAAACAAGCAGAGCAAAGUGGUGUGAGAAGGAGUUACAAUGGUCUUACAAGGGUGAUACCAAAUAAAUAGAAUCCAUGUUAGAGUCCUAAAGGAACACUGGAGAUGAGGAGUGGCCUACUUUGGAACCAUUGAGAGUUAUAUAACCUAGAAAUAACCAUGAGAAAAUAACAAGAAUAUUACUGAUAAUGUUCACACAAAAUGUAUCUCUUCAACUAUUCAUAAUCUCCCUCCAUCUUUAUCUCCCCCUCUCCUUUCUUCCCCAUCCCCUUCUCCUUUAUCCCUUCGUUCCUCCCCUCUCCCCCCACCAGAUUGCCCUGGAGUCGGUGUGUGUGAUAGAUGACGGUGACACCAUGCUGGUGGAGGGGUUACGUGUGGCCCCCCAGGAGAGGGGGAAGGGCGUGGCAGGGGUGCUUCUGCGGUUCUGCUCUCAGCUGGUCAAGUCCAAGUGGCCUGAGGUGAAGGUGACCAGGCUGACCCGCGACGACCAGCUGGGGCCCAAGGACUUUCAGAAGUACCGCCUCAUCACCAAACAGGUAGGUAUUGGUUAAUUUGUUAAUUGGUUGCGUGCUUGCUUGGUUAAUUGAUUGAUUAGUACCGUAAGUCCGUAAGUCUUCCAAGUUUCCAACAUUGUCCAAGUUAUUUCUAGUCAUCAUAUUUAUGACUAGAAACCAUUAUAACUCUAGUCCACUUGUGUCAGGAAAGCAUGUUUUUACCAAAAUUACAGAUUUCCCUUUUCACAAUGCUUCAGUGUGUGCUAAAUUCAAUUCGCAGUCUAUUAACCAACCAUACAACCUUCUCUUUACCCUACGUCCUUUCACCACCGGCUCGCUCCCAAAGGGCAUCCUGCUAGUUCGCUUCAAUGCCGAAGACCUCAAGCUCCGGCUCUCCGAACUGGGGCUGCAUGUGACCCUACCCCCCUCCUCUGAGGGUACCCCCCAGGGUUCUGACACCUCCCUGGUUCCCCCGGUCCUUCUGGACCUCAACGAGGCCCACCAGAUGUUCCUCAACUCUGGCCUGAUGUCCGACGUACUCCCUAACGCUACCAUCGUCCAGGACUGGCAGCCGUUCAAGCCCCUGCCCAGCAACAUGGACAUUCUUCUGAAGAAGGUAAAAUAUGAUAUCAUAAUGAGGACCUCAACGGAAAUAAGUCGGUUGACUUUAUCAUGUUUAGGGUUGCAAAAUUCCUGUAACUUUCCCAACAUUCCCAGGUUUCCCAGAAAUCACGGUUGGAAGACUCCUGGAAUCAGGAGAAAAUAAGCAUCCGUAAUCCACCCAAACAGGAUUUCUGGAAAACUUGGGGAUUUUGGGAAUGUUACACUAAUUUUGCAACCCAAAUUGUUUUUUAAAUCCUUGAUAAUUUUAAAUGUAUUGCUCUACUCCCAUGGCUGAAGCAACUUGAUACGUAUUUCACAUUUCUCAAAUAAAAUGAAUGAAUUCACUCAUUCAAGGACAUCGACUGGAUGGUGGACGACCGUGACGCCCCAGCCGUGGCCAGCCUCUGCACCCACCCCUUCCGGGUGCCCGGAGGUCCUUACCGAGUUGGUGACGACACAUACUACCUCAACAUCGACGUGUUCGGCAAGGACAUAGGCCUGGUGCUCCAGCAGUUCCUGAGUCACCUCCGGCGCCACACAGCCACCCUGAAGGGGCACGUCAUGUGCCAGAUGUUUCUGGAUCCUCCCAUGUGGAAACCCAUGGCCGAAUUCUGUCGCCAGACAUUGAAGGUGGAGCUGGUGAAGGAAUAUACAGAGCAGUGCGUGGUCGAGUCAGAUGUCAUG